Messenger RNA from Penicillium soppii, 1998 nucleotides. RefSeq names its product T6SS phospholipase effector Tle1-like catalytic domain-containing protein. The transcript has 2 exons. The record is from RefSeq and is a predicted model, not a curated record. NCBI's taxonomy places the organism in Eukaryota, Fungi, Ascomycota, Eurotiomycetes, Eurotiales, Aspergillaceae. Bases 1 to 1998 code for a protein of 665 amino acids.
AUGUCUUUGUGCUCUGAGCACCAAGUGCUUCCAUACGUUAUCCAACAAAGACGGGACGCCAAACUCCCUCCAAUCCGCAAACGCAUCAUCAUCUGCUGUGAUGGAACAUGGCAGUCCGCCGUCUCAGGGAAGAAAAACGUCCCAUCGAACGUGACGCGUCUCUGCCGCGCAGUGAACAGUGUCGGAACUGACGAAAAGGGCAACCAGUGGCAGCAAAUAGUCUGGUACGACUCCGGAAUUGGUACGACCUCUCUUGCGCUGGGAAAGAAGAUCGAGGGCGCCAUCGGAGAGGGUGUGGAAGGCAACAUUGUCGAAGCUUACAAUUUCUGCGUUCUGAACUACAGUCCCGGGGACCAGAUUAUGUGCUUUGGGUUCUCGAGAGGCGCCUUUACGGCCCGUGCGAUUGCUGGGUUGAUCUCUGAUAUUGGUAUCUGUGGUAAACAUGAUUUGAAUAAAUUUCCCGAUCUUUGGGAGGUUUAUAAAAAGAAUGAGCCCGGGAAGAGGUUUUAUUGCAGUGAUCUUUGGUUUGAGUGGAUGGAAGGGAAGGCUGAUGAGAAUCAGGGUGCGAAGGGUGACGAAUUCAUUUUUGAGAAGCGUGCUCAAGGUGAUUGGGCCCAGGAGGGGUCUAGAAAUAUUGAGGUUGUUGGAGUUUAUGAUACUGUUGGUAGCAUUGGAAUACCGGAGGUUUUGGGCGUGAAGCUCCCAUCAUGGCUUCUGUGGUGGUCUGAUAAAGGUAGCUGGGAGAAUGUUGAUCUUUCAGCCAAUGUGCGACAUGCAUUCCAAGCUUUAGGUCUCGACGAACACCGCAAUGCAUUUACACCCACACUGUGGUAUUUGCCCAAAUUCGGAAAUGUCACCUCAGAGCAGAUAGAAGCUCAAAAGUCGGCAGUCGAGAAGAAAGCCCAAGAGUGGGAAGAACUCCUACAAAAUGCAAUCAAGCUCAAGGAGAGCCGCAAGGCCAGUGACGAGGAUAUCAACGGUGCAGCUCGACACCUCAACAUGACUGCGAGAGCCUUGAACGAGGAGAGUCGAAAAUUAACUAAAUUGGAAGACGACCGGAGACACCAAGUCCACCCUCGCACAUUGAGGCAAGUGUGGUUCCCCGGAUAUCACAUCAACAUUGGUGGAGGCUCGGACGACACACUUCACAAUGAGGGCGACAUGGAAGAAAUGUCCUCUAUCACCUUUGCCUGGAUGCUUGACCAGAUCAAGCCAUAUCUCUCGCUCAACGAAGAAUACCUCGGCAAGGAAAGAGCAGAUAUGGAAUUCCACAUCUCAACACUUGUUGAAAAGCCACAACUCAGGGAAUCCCUGUUGGUGCAGGCUCAACGCACAGCGGCAGUCUUCAAACGUUCCUCCCUUGCGACCGUCGAAUCCGGCGACAAGCAGCGCAGCUAUGGCUGGGGAACGGGUGUUCUGAAAGACAGCUUCACACCAUUUUAUUACCUCAACGGAUCGAAGAAACGCACACCAGGAAGCUAUGAUCCAUUAGACAAAGAUGGCCAGCCGCUUGGUGAUACCUUCGAAUAUGUCCACCCGGUGGUAGGGUUCAGAGAAAAGCAGCUGCCAGAGUACACGCCUAUUGGCCAUGGAGUCAAAUUCAACCGACGGAAAAUUGUCGACGAAAAAGGCCGUCCUUCUGUUGUGUAUGAUCUGGGUAAUGCACGCAAGCCCUUACCUGAGUGGCCCUUGGGAGGGUUGGACUCCUAUGAGAGGUUGGCCAUCACCGGUAAGGCUGCGUAUGAUUAUGUCGAUGAGCUGGAUGUAUAUUUAAGGACGGGAAUUAAGACGCCCCGUCGGUCUGUUUGGGGUAUUCCAGAUAUUGAUAUCGGAGUUGAAUCGGCAAAGGUUGCGACGCCUAAUCCUCCUGAUGUUGGACAAGAUGGAUUCGAGGCGGAGGUUAUUCAGGAAGAAUUUGAAUCGAAGGGGUUCGAGAGCAAAGGAGUUAAAUGGAGUACCUCGGAGGUGUCAUACUCCAAAACGGUAAUUCGGGGGUGA